Molecule: messenger RNA, 2350 nt
Organism: Eruca vesicaria subsp. sativa (arugula)
Lineage: Eukaryota; Viridiplantae; Streptophyta; Magnoliopsida; Brassicales; Brassicaceae
Source: the annotation of a GenBank genome assembly
ACACAUCGGAUUUACCAAAUCCAUAACCAAACAAAUUACGUUAUCAUUAUUUUAUUACUAUUUUUUUCAAAUUUUGUCACAUCCUCCAACACACUUGAAGCUCCCACAACAAUUCAAAAAACCUUCCCCAUGUCUACAUUACACCACGUUUGCUUCACUCAUCUCCUACAUUCUUCUCCUUCGUCUCAUUCUUCUUCACUCAUCUCUUUCUCUGCAACUCCUCGUUGCAUGAACUUACUAUAACCAAGAAAAAAAAUGCAUUUUCUUCCACUUCUUGUUUCUUUAUUCUUCUUACACUUCAUAACCUUCUCCUCCUCGCUAAACCCUGAUGGUCUAUCUCUUCUCGCACUCAAAUCAGCAGUCACUCACGACCCGACACGUGUCAUGACAACCUGGUCCGAAUCCGACCAAACACCCUGCCACUGGCCAGGAAUCACCUGCACACACAAACGCGUCACAUCCCUCACUCUCACCGGAAGAAGAAUCUCCGGCUACAUCCCCUCAGAACUCGGACACCUCGACUCACUCACAACUCUCAAACUCAACCGCAACAACUUCUCCAAACCCGUCCCGACACAUCUCUUCAACGCCGUCAACCUCCGUUACAUCGACCUCUCACACAACUCAAUCACAGGCCCAUUACCGGCCCAAAUAAAAUCCCUCGAAAACCUCACUCACCUCGACCUCUCCUCCAACGACCUCAACGGCUCCCUCCCCGAGUCGCUCACCCGACUCGGCAGCCUCGUCGGGACGCUCAACCUCUCGUACAACCGAUUCUCCGGCGAGAUUCCGACGUCGUACGGCCGGUUCCCGGUCCUCGUCAGCUUGGACCUCGGCCAUAACAACCUCGCCGGAGAAAUUCCUCAGGUCGGAUCUCUGCUGAACCAAGGACCGACGGCGUUCGCCGGAAAUUCUGACCUCUGUGGCUUUCCGUUACAGAAGCUUUGUUCAGAGCCUUCCCCUAAACCGGAAGGCUCCCAAAUCAUCAAUAAAAAACCAAACCGGAAUUUAAAAAAUAAUAAUAAACCGGUUACUGGUAUAACCGUAAUAACCGUAAUAACCGUUUCGCUCAUAACCGGAGUGGUUUCUCUCUCCGUGUGGAUGAUUCGAAGAAAACAAAACUCCGGCGAGUUCAAAUCGGAGAACACGGCGGCGCCGGCGCCGGAGGAGGAAGGUAAGCUCGUUGCGCUGGACGAAGGAUUCGAGCUGGAGCUUGAGGAUCUGUUGAGAGCUUCUGCUUACGUGGUGGGGAAGAGUAGAAGCGGGAUUGUGUAUAGAGUAGUAGCCGGAAUGGGAUCGGGCACGGUGGCCACGACGGUGGUGGCGGUUAGAAGGCUAAGUGACGGGGACGCCACGUGGAGGAGGAGAGAUUUUGAAAAUGAGGUGGAGGCAAUAGGUAGGGUCCACCAUCCGAAUAUUGUGAAGUUGAGAGCUUAUUACUAUGCGGAGGACGAGAGGCUUUUGAUCACGGAUUAUUUACGUAAUGGCAGCUUGUACUCUGCUUUACAUGGAGGAUCUUCAAAUACUCUGCCUACACUAUCUUGGCCUGAAAGGUUACGUAUUGCACAAGGAACAGCUCGUGGGUUGAUGUAUAUACACGAGUACAGCCCUAGAAAAUACGUCCAUGGCAACCUAAAAUCAACUAAAAUCCUGCUCGAUGAUGAGCUACAGCCACGCAUCUCAGGCUUUGGUCUAACACGUCUAGUCUCGGGCUACUCAAAGCUCACCGGUUCGUUAUCAUCCAAAAGACAAAGCAUAGACCAAACGUUCUUAACUUCUGCCACAGUGGUGACAAGAAUCUCAUCUCCCUCUGUUGCUUACCUUGCACCAGAGGCUCGAGCUACUUCUGGCUGUAAAUUAUCUCAGAAGUGCGAUGUUUAUUCGUUCGGGGUUGUGUUAAUGGAGUUGUUGACUGGUCGUAAACCUAAUGCUUCCUCUGAAAACAAUGGUGAAGAGCUCGUGUGUAUUGUUAGGAGUUGGUUUAAAGAAGGGAAGCCUUUGGACGAGAUUUUGGACCCGGAGAUUAUAAACAAAGGUUACGCAGAGAAGCAAGUUGUUGCAGCUAUUCAUGUUGCCUUGAACUGCACGGAGAUGGAUCCAGAGGUUCGUCCAAGGAUGAGAUCAGUAUCUGAAAGUCUUGGCCGAAUCAAAUUAGACUAAUAGCUGAGAAAGCAAUGAAGUUUUGCAAAUCGUGCGAGCCUAAAAUUCAUGUCUUGCUUCUCUGGGAGCUAUGUUUCUUUGUUUUGCCAUGUCGUAGGGUUUAGGGUUCUCUUAAUCAUCGGGUUAUUGUUAUGUUUUGUUGUUUGUUUAUCAUCUUGAUAACAAUAACGAAGUUUGUAAUAAAACAAUG